CGAAAAUUCUGCACACGUUACAUCCGGUUGAGUUGGUUCGCUGUAGCCGCAAUCAUGGCUGCGUUUUCUGAAAUGGGGGUUAUGCCUGAAAUUGCGCAGGCUGUGGAGGAGAUGGACUGGCUGCUCCCAACUGACAUCCAGGCUGAGUCUAUCCCUCUUAUCCUGGGUGGAGGAGAUGUUCUCAUGGCAGCUGAAACUGGCAGUGGCAAAACUGGUGCUUUCAGUAUCCCAGUGAUUCAGAUUGUUUACGAGACCCUGAAGGAUCAGCAGGAGGGCAAGAAAGGAAGAGCUUCUAUCAAGACUGGCGGAGCUAUUUUCAACAACUGGCAGAUGAACCCUUAUGACCGCAGUACAGCAUUUGCAAUCGGUCCUGAUGGAUUGUGCUGCCAGAGCAGAGAGUUCAAAGAGUGGCAUGGCUGUCGCUCCACAAAAGGUGUCACCAAAGGAAAGUACUACUAUGAAGUGACCUGCCAUGACCAGGGACUGUGUCGUAUUGGCUGGGCCACCAGUCAGGCAGCGCUGGAUUUAGGAACUGAUAAGUAUGGAUUUGGUUUUGGUGGAACUGGAAAGAAAUCCAACAACAAGCAGUUUGACAGCUAUGGAGAGGAGUUUACCAUGCAUGACACCAUUGGAUGCUAUCUGGAUCUAGAAAAAGGACAAAUUUCCUUCUCUAAAAAUGGUAAUGACUUGGGUUUGGCAUUUGAGAUUCCCCAACAUGUGAAGAAUCAAGCUUUCUUUGCCUCCUGUGUGCUCAAGAACGCAGAGCUCAAGUUCAACUUUGGAGGAGAAUCAUUUAAAAAUCCCCCUAAAAGUGGUUUUGUUGCUCUGGAUCAGGCACAAGAAGGACACACAGUCAAAUCCACUCAAACAGGCAGUGCCAAAGUGAGUCAGGUGAAGGCAUCAUCCAAUGCACCCAAAGCACUGAUCAUCGAACCAUCAAAAGAACUGGCUGAACAAACCCUCAACAACGUCAAGCAGUUUAAGAAAUAUGUGGAUAACCCCAAACUGAGGGAGCUGCUGGUGAUCGGUGGUGUGGCUGCCAAAGAGCAGCUGGCUGCUCUAGAGCAGGGGAUUGACAUUGUUGUGGGAACACCCGGCAGAUUGGACGAUCUCAUCUCUACUGGGAAACUGAGUCUCUCCCAAGUCCGCUUUCUAGUUCUGGAUGAGUGUGAUGGCCUUCUGUCUGCAGGUUACACUGACUUCAUCAACAGGAUCCAUAACCAAAUCCCUCAGGUCACCUCUGAUGGCAAGAGACUGCAAGUGAUUGUUUGUUCAGCCACACUGCAUUCAUUCGAUGUGAAGAAGCUGUCAGAGCGGAUCAUGCACUUUCCCACUUGGGUGGAUCUGAAGGGGGAGGAUUCUGUGCCUGAGACGGUCCACCAUGUGGUGGUGCCAGUUAACCCCAAGAGCGAUCGCCUUUGGGAGCGUUUAGGCAAGAGCCACAUACGAACUGAUGAAGUCCAUGCUAAAGACAACACCAGACCUGGAGCCAAUUCUUCUGAAAUGUGGUCAGAGGCCAUCAAGGUGCUGAAGGGCGAGUACACAGUCAGGGCCAUCAAGGAGCACAAGAUGGAUAUGGCCAUCAUUUUCUGUCGCACCAAGAUCGACUGUGACAACAUGGAGCAAUACUUCAUUCAGCAAGGAGGAGGUCCAGACAGUAAAGGCCACCAGUUUUCUUGUGUUUGUCUCCAUGGGGAUCGCAAGCCAAAUGAGCGGAAAAAUAAUCUGGAGCGCUUCAAGAGGAAAGAAGUGAGACUCCUGAUCUGUACAGAUGUAGCAGCCAGAGGAAUUGACAUCCACGGAGUUCCUUAUGUGAUUAACGUCACCCUGCCUGAUGAGAAACAGAACUAUGUCCAUCGUAUCGGCAGAGUUGGCAGAGCAGAGAGAAUGGGACUGGCCAUCUCCCUUGUUGCUAUGGAGAAAGAAAAGGUUUGGUAUCAUGUUUGCCCAAACCGAGGCAGAGGCUGCUACAACACCCGGCUGAAGGAGGAUGGAGGCUGCACCAUCUGGUACAACGAGAAAGAGCUCCUGUCUGACAUUGAAGAGCACCUGAAGUGCACCAUCACUCAGUGUGAGCCUGACAUCAAAGUACCUGUGGAUGAUUUUGAUGGAAAGGUCACCUAUGGUCAGCGUAGGACACUGGGAGGUGGGAACUACAAAGGUCAUGUGGAUGUUCUGGCCCCGACAGUCCAGGAGCUGGCAAACCUUGAGAGGGAGGCUCAAAGUUCCUUCCUUCACCUGGGAUACAUGCCAAAUCAGCUUUUCAGAGCUUUCUAAACCAACCCCAACUAGCACUACGCUUAAGGCUGCAGAUACAGAAUGCAGAAACUAAAACAUUUUCAAACCUUUAGCAUAAACACAAAAACAGAAGAAAAAAGUUAAAAAUCUAAGUCCUAUAGACAUGAAAUGGUAAGUUAAAGAUGGUAGUAUGGCAGUGUUUCAUUAGGUUUGAAAAAUUCUCAACAGUUGGCAUUUAGAUUUCUUUUAAGUCCUGUUAUUUCUUUAUGAAUUGAAGUUUACAAAUUGUGCUUAUGAAAAAGAGAUAGGGCACUCAGUGAUGAGCUUAAUAAGACUGUUGCUUUUUAUUUUAAGAACUUGAUCUGGAAGGCUUUCACCUUGAGGUGUUUUGUUUUCUUAUCAAUCUGAUUGAAUAUUUAAGUUUAACUAUGGAGGAAUUGGCUAAACGGCCAAUGUACAUUAGUGGUAUGGUGUUCUUUCUCCAAAAUAAACUGUGGUUGCCUCUA
This is a messenger RNA of Cheilinus undulatus (humphead wrasse), 2744 nucleotides long. RefSeq names its product DEAD (Asp-Glu-Ala-Asp) box helicase 1 (gene ddx1). Gene Ontology annotation, molecular function: RNA helicase activity; ATP binding; nucleic acid binding. The transcript is spliced from 26 exons. Bases 55 to 2277 code for a protein of 740 amino acids. The record is from RefSeq and is a predicted model, not a curated record. Lineage: Eukaryota; Metazoa; Chordata; Actinopteri; Labriformes; Labridae.